Molecule: messenger RNA, 1275 nt
Organism: Gracilinanus agilis (Agile Gracile Mouse Opossum)
Lineage: Eukaryota; Metazoa; Chordata; Mammalia; Didelphimorphia; Didelphidae
Gene: IL12B
Product: interleukin 12B
Exons: 7
Coding region: 1-981 (326 amino acids)
Biological process (GO): cytokine-mediated signaling pathway; immunoglobulin mediated immune response
Cellular component (GO): membrane; external side of plasma membrane
Molecular function (GO): cytokine receptor activity; protein binding
Source: RefSeq, a predicted model, not a curated record
AUGUGUCAUCAGCAACUGGUCAUCUCUUUGUUUUCUUUGCUUUUGUGGGCAACUCCCCUCAUGGCCAUGUGGGAACUGGAAAAAAAUGUUUAUGUUGUAGAGAUAGACUGGAAUCCAGAUGUUCCAGCAAAAACAGUGGUACUCACUUGUGAUUCAUCUGAAGAGGAUAACACCAUUACCUGGACCUCAGAUGAGAAUGACCAGAUCUUAGGAACAGGAAAGACACUGACUGUCCAAGUGAAAGAGUUUGCAAAUGCUUCUGGCAAAUACAUUUGUAAGAAAGGAGGAGAAGUGCUGAGCCACAAGUUAUUAUUAAUCCGAUAUUCAGAAAAUGGGAGCUGGUCCACUGUUAUUUUAAUAGCACAAAAAGAGACCCAAAGUAAGAGUUAUCUGAAGUGUGAGGCCAAGAAUUAUGCUGGAACUUUCACUUGUUCCUGGUUGACAGAAAAUAGUUCUGACCUAAAAUUCUCUAUUAGAAGCAGCAAAGGGUCUACAGAUUCCGGAGAGGUGACAUGUGGACCCAUUGUGCUCUCUGAAGAAAAAGUCAAACACAACAACAAGGAAUACCGAAAAUAUACAGCAGAUUGCCAAGAGGUCAACGCCUGCCCAUCUGCUGAAGAAAGCCAACCAAUUGAGGUUGUCCUGGAUGCUAUUAAGAAGCACAGAUAUGAAAAAUAUACCAGCCGUUUCUUCAUAAGAGAUAUCAUCAAACCAGACCCACCCAGGAACCUCCACAUCACACACUUAAGAGCUAAGAAUGUCAAAGUAAGCUGGGACUAUCCUGAGACCUGGAGUACACCCCAUUCCUAUUUCCCAUUGACUUUCCAAGUUCAAGUUCAUGGCAAAAACAAGAAGAAUAGCAUCACCACAGAAGCUUCAUCAGCCUCUGUUGAAUGCUCCAAAGGGAAGACAAUCUCGGUGCAGGCCAAGGAUCGCUACUAUAAUUCAUCCUGGAGCAAAAAGGCAUCCGUGUCUUGUUAAAUUCCCAUGAUGCAACACUGGAUGAAAAGAAGAAGAAACAAAGCAAAUAGGAGGGGGAAAAAGAUCAAGUGAAAUGAAAUGUGAAUGUCCUCUGCCAGUUUUUACUUUUUUUUUUUUUAUGGAUUAUGAAGCUGUCUUACUUUUUAAAUUUUUUUAUAUUUCAAUGCCCAAUGAACCAAGCAACCAGUUAAUUUAAGCUAAAAAAAAGUGUUUAGCUUGAUACUAUUUAUUUAUUUAUGCUUUUCUUCAUUCAUUUAUUUAUCUGAGGUUGGGUCUCACAUUCCCUCAGGCUGG